This is a messenger RNA of Chilo suppressalis (striped riceborer), 336 nucleotides long. The record is from the annotation of a GenBank genome assembly. Lineage: Eukaryota; Metazoa; Arthropoda; Insecta; Lepidoptera; Crambidae.
AUGACUGCUCGAAACUUUGACUGGUUCCACGAGCUCUUUUGGAACUAUGGAUAUAGACGGAGGCGUCUUAAGAAAUUGGAAUGGAAGCCACUCCUACGUCUUCUGGGAGUGACCCUCGACACGGACGAUGUACUUAUCAAGGAGGCCAUAAAAUCCCAGAAUAAAAGCCUGCUGGAGGAAGUGGAAGAGGAAGAGAGAGAGGCCAGAGUGGUUAUGAGGGUUAGGAGGAGUACCGAGGCAGUGGCUGGGGUCAUAUUGGAGGUUGGACCAGCACUGUGGGCGGCACUUAAAUACAGGAAGGUUCGCGUAGGGUUCCAAAUUAUCCCAGUUGUUUAA